Hippocampus zosterae (dwarf seahorse) is the source of this 1139-nucleotide messenger RNA. RefSeq names its product interleukin 17c (gene il17c). Lineage: Eukaryota; Metazoa; Chordata; Actinopteri; Syngnathiformes; Syngnathidae. Gene Ontology annotation, cellular component: extracellular region. The record is from RefSeq and is a predicted model, not a curated record. The transcript is spliced from 3 exons. Bases 453 to 950 code for a protein of 165 amino acids. Gene Ontology annotation, molecular function: cytokine activity.
GUUCAUUGAUUGUAUUCAUCACUGCGAGGGACAUAUUAAUUUUAAAAAAGCGGUCGAACUAUCAUCGACGCGUUCUAAAAGCGACGCGCUCCUCCUUGCCACAUCCUCACAAAUGCUCUGGUUAAACAGUACUUUGUUGAGUAAUAAAGCGCACGCUUCGUGACGUAAAAUGGCGUCAUCUUGGACAUUGUCUUCUGUAUUUGUUGAACAAUUAAAAAAGGUAGCCGUGAGCUAAAAAUAGACAAUCACGUGAUCUCACCUGUAAAUAUCCAUAACCGCGGUCUCGGCGUGGGGGGGGGGGGGGGGUGCGUGGAAGUUGGAAGUUACCCAAACUCCAUCUCCGAGCAGCGUUUCCAGCUUUCCAUUUCCUCAUGCCAACGUAACUUCCCAGUCUAAUAAAGACUCGAGCAUGUCUGCCGGCAACACACAGCAGACGAGGCGAACCACGAGAGAUGGGCGGACUGACUCAGUUGAUGGCCAUAGUGGUCCUCAUGGUGGGGCCCGCGUGGACAUCCAACCGCAAACGCUGCUACGAGGAGCAGGAGCUGAGCAAGGUGGCCCACAGGAAGCUGGCGGGUCACUACCCGCAGCCUCCGGAGCCCCGGGGGGCGGUGGCCCACGACUCCCCCUUCAGGUGCCCCCUGGACCUCUUCAUGUCUUGGGACCUGGAGCAGAGGUCCCUGUCUCCCUGGAGAUAUGUAUGGAAACCCAUGAAGGACCACUACCCGUCCACUUACGUUGAAGCUCAGUGUCUGUGCUCCGGGUGCAUCAUGAUCAAGAACCAAGGGACGACCCCCGAGCUGAGCCACGACUACAACUCGGUUCCCCUCAGCCAGACCAGGGUGUUUCUCAAGCGGGAGCGCUGCACUGACGGGCAAAAGUACUACUUGAAGCCGGUCUCGGUGGAUGUGACGGUGGGUUGCACUUGUGCUCGACCCCACCUGGUGUAAAUCACCACUUGGCACGCUUCUUGCAAGGUCGACUUUGAUCUCUGCCUGGAUCGUGGACGCCAGGAUCGUUUUAGAAUGACGGCAUACGCCAGAACAAUGAGAGUUGAUCGUUAUAAACUUUAUUUUAAUUUUUUUGUUGCCACAAUUCAGUCAGACUUAAAAAGGCUCAAAGCUGAACAAGCCUUUUAU